This is a messenger RNA of Phanerochaete carnosa HHB-10118-sp, 1950 nucleotides long. RefSeq names its product glycoside hydrolase family 43 protein. Lineage: Eukaryota; Fungi; Basidiomycota; Agaricomycetes; Polyporales; Phanerochaetaceae. Gene Ontology annotation, biological process: carbohydrate metabolic process. The coding region runs from base 397 to 1740 and encodes 447 amino acids. Gene Ontology annotation, molecular function: carbohydrate binding; hydrolase activity, hydrolyzing O-glycosyl compounds. The record is from RefSeq and is a predicted model, not a curated record. The transcript is spliced from 15 exons.
UUUCACCUAAUUGCCCAGUUCAUGUCCGGACUUUGCUAAAACACAUUCAUCACAGGCGCGGACGGCUGACUAUAGUGAAACAUUGUAGUAGUAAUCACUGAGCCGCUCCUCAAUCGAUCCGCUGCAUCUCCGUCUUACAAUUAUACAGACGUCGGAUCAUGAGACGCCUCCUGUAUGCGAGCCUACGACUCUGCAUUCUGCACAACGGGCCGCCGCAUAGAAGCUCGGGCUGUACUCGGAUGAGAAGCCGCCUUCUCACAUAGCCAAAGCCCGUCCCGUGGUCACCCCGUCAUUCAUGGGGCGACGCAGGAGAGGCAUGCUUUGCUACCAGGUCGUGGACCCGCUAGAUAUAUAUCUCCAACGUAGACGUGCGCAGAGUUCGCCCGAGGGUCAGCCAUGAAGUUCUUCUCGCUCCUGCUCCCUGCUCUCUCCCUGUUGCUCCCCGCGCACGCGCAGAACCAGAUCGUAUCUGGUGCGGCGUGGACGGACACCAGCGGGAAUGCAAUUCAAGCUCACGGUGCUGGAAUCCUCGAGGUCGGCGGCACUUUCUACUGGUUUGGCGAAGACAAGUCCCUCAAUAGCGCCUUGUUCAAGGCUGUCUCGUGUUACACUUCUACUGACUUGGUGAACUGGUCCCGCCAAAAUGACGCGCUCUCGCCCAUUGCUGGAACCAUGAUUUCCACCUCCAACGUUGUCGAACGGCCGAAGGUCAUUUUCAACCAGAAGAACUCCGAAUAUGUCAUGUGGUUCCAUUCCGACACCUCCGACUAUGGCGCUGCAAUGGUCGGAGUAGCGACGGCGAAGACUCCAUGCGGGCCGUUCACCUAUAUGGGCAGCUUCAAGCCGCUUGGAGCUGACUCUAGGGACGAAAGCAUCUUCCAAGAUAGUGAGUCCGCACAAACGGCCUACCUGCUGUACGCGUCCGAUAACAACCAGAACUUUAAGAUAUCGCAGCUCGACGCCAACUACUACAACGUGACUACCCAGGUCAGCAUCAUGGACGGGGCGACCCUGGAGGCACCCGGUAUCGUGAAGCGCAACGGGGAAUACUUCCUGAUCGCAUCUCACACGAGCGGCUGGGCACCUAACCCGAACAAAUGGUUCUCCGCGUCGUCGCUCGCGGGGCCCUGGAGCGCGCAGCAGGACAUCGCGCCGUCCGCGACGCGGACGUGGUACUCGCAGAACGCGUACGACCUGCCGCUCGGCUCGAGCACGAUCUACAUGGGCGACCGCUGGCGGCCGGACCUCCUGGGCAGCAGCCGGUACAUCUGGUAUCCGCUUGAUUUCUCGAGCGGCGCGCCGCAGAUCGUUCACGCGGACGUGUGGAGUGUGAACGUCCAGGCAGGGACGUACUCGGUCGCGAGUGGGACAACGUAUGAAGCUGAGAACGGGCAACGCGGAGGAUCCUCGACCAUUUUGUCCAGUUCGGCGUUUUCUGGUGGAGAGGCCGUGGGAUAUCUCGGCCACGGUGGGACGGUUACGAUCGACAAUGUCCAGAGCAAUGGUGGCUCGCAUUGGGUCGCGCUGUACUAUGCGAACGGCGAUUCCACAUACAGGAACGUUACCGUCAGUGUGAACGGUGGGCCAACUGUGCUCGUCGACCAGCCUGAUACUGGAGGCGGCAACGUGGUCAUCAGCGUACCUGUGAUGGUUAGUUUGAAUAGCGGCGCGAACUCGAUCACAUUCGGAUCUGGGCAGAGUAACUACGCUGGCGAUCUUGACAAGAUCGUUGUGUAUUGAACAACCGCAGCGUUGACAAAGUUCUGGUGGGAAGGAGGUUAAUAAAGGGUGCGGGGCCCUGAGCAUGUGGGCGCCGUCCUUCCAAGAUGUUCUCCCGCAACCGCAGUUUCCCUAGCGGUCUUACGUACCUUGCUUCGUAUAUAGGCUUCCCUAAAGUAUCAUCCAUAUCAACCGGGUACAUCGCGCCACGGUCUCGCGCCGUGUUUGUUU